AUACCCAAGCACCAUUUGGUGCUGAGGGCGGAAGUGAUAUUGAGGAGUUAGGCUUUGUUUCCGGCAACAGGGAGGAGGCGGAGAUUGCGGUUCGUUCUGUGUGUUGGUCUGUUCCUGCAUCCUGGUAUCUCGGAACCUCCAUCCUGGUCUCCAAGUGCCCGGACUGAAAACAGGAACUUUUUUUUUGUACAGAUUGAGUAUGAGCACAGGUGAAGAGGUGUCUGGCACAGUGAAAAUACAAACCAGAAACUCUUUGACACUCACACAGGACCUUGACGGAAAUAUCAUCCUCCAUUGUCCCCAAAAUGACUCAGGACUAGAUUCUGAAAAUAUUGUGGGAACUCCUACAAAGAGGCUCUGUUUGUCAUCUGAGCAUGAACACAGUGUUUCUGAAACUACACCCUGCAUAUCUGUUGUUGCACUACCAUUGUCAGAGAAUGAUCAAAGUUUUGAGGUGACCAUGACUGCUACCACUGAGGUGGUUGGGGAUGACAUCAGUGAAGACUCCAUUACUCAGAUACAGAUUCUCCAGAAUGAACAACUUGAUGACAUUUCACCCACAGACAAUGAAGAGGCUUCAGCAGUAAGCCGAGCCUGGUUUACAAGCAAAGAAGACAAAAAUUCUCUUACUAACAAAGGACAUAAAUGGAAGCAGGGGAUGUGGUCUAAGGAAGAAAUUGCAAUCCUGAUGAGCAACAUUGAUAGAUACUUAAAGACUCAUGGAAUUAAAGAUGCAGCUGAAAUUAUUUUUGAAAUGUCAAAAGAUGAGAGAAAGGACUUCUACAGAACAAUAGCAUGGGGUCUGAAUAGGCCACUCUUUGCUGUGUACAGAAGAGUUCUGCGCAUGUAUGAUGAUCGCAAUCAUGUAGGAAAGUACACACAUGCAGAGAUUGAGAGACUUCGAGACCUGCGAGUGAAGCAUGGGAAUGAUUGGGCUACUAUAGGGGCUGCUUUGGGCAGGAGUGCCUCUUCUGUUAAAGAUCGUUGCCGACUUAUGAAAGAGACCUGCAAGACAGGAAAAUGGACAGAUGAAGAAGAGAGAAGACUAACAGAGGUUGUCCAUGAACUUACUGGAACUGAAGCAGGAGAUAUUGUAACUCAAGGUGUGUCUUGGGCUUCAGUGGCUGAAAGAGUUGGAACCCGUUCUGAAAAGCAGUGUCGCUCUAAAUGGUUAAAUUAUUUAAACUGGAAGCAGAGCGGUGGCACACAGUGGACCAAAGAAGAUGAGAUCAAUCUCAUUCUGAGAAUAUCAGAACUUGGUGUUUUAGAUGAAAAUGACAUAAACUGGGAUAUUCUGGCAGAAGGAUGGAGCAGUGUGCGGUCACCUCAGUGGCUGAGAAGUAAAUGGUGGACUGUCAAGAGACAAAUUGCAAAUCACAAGGACGUGUCAUUUCCUGUGUUAAUUAAAGGGCUGAGGCAGCUGCACGAAAACCAAGCAACUCUUUUGGGGGCUCAAGAGCUGGAAAACAAAUCAGAUGUCCAAUCACAAAGCAGUAACUCCAGUGUACAGCACGUCCAGAUCAGAGUAGCUCACCUGGAGGAGAGUGCAGGCCUUUCACAGACUUCCAUGGCAGCCUUACAGAUUCCUGUACAGAUUACACAUCUUUCCUCUUCUGCUCCAGCCUCUCCCUUGGCUGACACAGAAACCAUAGCACUAAACAGUGGCACACUACAGACGUUUGAAAUCCUUCCGUCAUUCUACUUACAACCAAGUGGGACCACGGGAACCUUCAUCCUUCAGACAGGUUCCAGCCAAAGUCUUCCAUUAACACUAGCUUCUAACCAAGCAGUGACACUCACAUCCAAUUCAUCUCCAGCAUCACCGGAACAGAUCAUUGUGCACACGUUAUCUCCAGAACAUCUCCUAAACAGUGGUGAUAAUGUCACAGUUCACUGCCAUACCCCUGAGAUUAUAAUUCGCACUGUGGCUUCUGAAGAUAUGACUUCACCUCUUGUUCAGAGAGAGCUUACUGUUGAUUCAGACUUACAGCAAGAUAACAUGAGCAAUCAUCGGGGUGCUUUGCAAGUGAACUCUUUUUCUGGGCAGAUCCAGCCUGUUGAUAUUGAGCACGAAUCUGGGUAUUGUAGAGAGCAGUCUCUAAAGAUAAAAUUCACAAGUUCCAUGGAUCUAAUGCAUCAAGUUCGGGAUCAUGAAGAAAUGACCAUGAAGCAAGACAGUGACAGUCAUAUAGGCCUAGCUAGCUCCUGUGUGAAAAAGGUCCUACAUUCUUCUGCCAUUGUGGAACAGGUUCGUCAGUCUUCCACUGUUAAUGAAGGAGUACUUAUUGUGUCAUCACCACCUGGCUACAUCCAGACAGAAGAUGAUAUUGAUGGAGAGUCUGUACUUCCUCUUACAACACUUGCAGAUCCUAUUCUGCAGCACCACAGGGACAGAUCACACCUUAAUGACUCUUCACUAGAUGGUCCUUACUCAGAUGACUCAAAAGAUGUUGAAGAUCUAUAAAAGUGACACUACAAUACAUUCCCAUCCAGCACAAAUCUAUGACCCCCACUUAACAUUUCUAAUCACUGCAUUGUGUUUGUCUGGAGAUCCCAGCUUGUAUUAACUGCACCACUUGCACUGUGUUCUCCAACAUGACUGUUACAGAGGAAUUGUAAGCAAUUAGACUUCUGCAUUUCCUCCUAAACUUUUUUUCCAGAUACAAUAAUGAAAAUGGGUUCUUUUCUGCACAUUGGGAAGCUUAGACCUUCUCUGUAACAUUUGCUUCAUAAAAACAUAAACUUGCAAUUAGACAUAUAUACAUCUUGAAUUCCUAGCAAGGUCCGACUAUAUGUGUGUAUUCCCAAUCUCUGAUUCACCUAAUAAGGAUCAUUGUAUAUGUUCUGAUUUGGAGCCCUGCCAUUGGGGUGGGGAAAAAUUGUUUUAAUUUAUAAAUAAUUUAUUCUUUUUUUUUCUUUUUUUUUUUUUUAUCAAUUAAAUGAUGUUAAGGGGAAAUUUAAGCCAAAGCUGUUAUGCUUAAUAUUCUAGAAGCAUACUAAAAACAAAAAAAAAAAAAUAUGGUGGCAUGGAGAGAAAAUACAAGAGGCCACUGACCGUUUUAUACAUCAGACUGCUGGGGCUAAAAGUUACUGUGGUUAUAAUGCCAUACUCCUGUACAGCAGGUGACAAACUAUCAGUGGCUAGAAGUUGCAACUCUCGUGCAAUGUAAAUAAGCUAUUGAGGAGCAGAAUUACAAUCAGCCCACGACUAAAGUAUAAUGAAGAAAGGACUGUAACAGAUUUAUUAAACUGGUAGGAAAACAAUGAUGAUUUCUAUAGUCGAAAAGAAGUUCUUUAUCUUUCCAAUAGUGAGAUUUCAUCAGGUCUGAGCUGGCAAAGUAAAUUCAGUUACAUUUUAGUCACAAUUUUUUAUCAACAUGGAGGAGUAAAGGGGGAACUCUCAAAUUCCAAGUCCUGUUAGAAUUAGGGAUGCACCGAAUCCAUUUUAAGGGUUAAACGUCACCACGCGCAAAGUGUAUUGUGAAUAAUUUUACAAUUCUGUGUUUGUGGCAACAUUAACCCUUCCAAAUCCUAAUUUGCAUAUGCUAAUUGGGAUUCAAUUCGGCCGAAUACCAAACCGAAUCCUGAAUUUGGUGCACCCUAGUUAUAAUAAAGGAUUUUUUAUGAAGCUGAAGUUAAAUAUAGAAAGGUGGAAUAUUUUGCUUCGGCAGCUCUACUUAGCUGGCUGGAAACAGACACAUGCUGCAGCAGAGGUCUAUCACAGGUGACUGAAACACUCCAGUGGACAUUAGCCAAAAGUGGUUGUAAAGUCAGUCACUCGGAUUCCUUAGUGCACAAGUCUUUAGGCUAAUGCCACACAGGGCUGAUUCUCAGCCUGAGCAGAUUUUGGCCCUGAAAAACACAAGUAUGCAUUUUUGCCGAAGUCCCUCAAUUCACUUGGGCUGAUGCAAUGGCUCCAGGUGCAGGCACAGGGAAAGCCAGUAGGGGCUGAUUCUAAACCUACAAUUAUCCGCAGGAAUUUUUUGGAUGGCAGGAAAGCAGUGUGCAGGGUUGUUUAUGACCAAAGUUAGUCUUAGUGAGAAGCAAAUACCCAAAACAACCCUGCACACUGCUAUCCAGAGCAGCGCUGAUGGUUUUGAAGCUCUGCAGCCAGUUGCAAUCUAAAGAUUUAUGCAGCACCAACAUGAUAUAUAAUAAUGCAAAGGAACUAAAAAUAGCUUCUGACCUAUUAAUUAUGCUGUGUAAAAUCAUUUGUCCUUGAAAAAUGGUAUAAGUGAGUGUUAAAAAUAAUGCAUGCUUUUAUAAAUGUACCAUUUUUUUUUUUUUUUUUUUUUAACAAUGCUUGAUUGGCAUAUUUAACAUCAGUUUUAUGGUGUAACCUAUUCAAGUUAAUUAAAUCAGGCAGUAAAAAAAAAAUUGCAUAAUAAAAAAAAAAAAGUGAUGGAUAAUUGCAAUUUUUUUUUCCUACACAACAUUUACCUAUUUAUGCCAGAAUUUGAUUUGUACUGGAGUCUAGAAACAGAACACCCACACAUGUGUAUAGACUGACUGCCUGCUGAAGUUUUGAUUUCAAAGUGAAGUUAGGAGUAUGGUACACAGUGGAAUUCUGGGCAUUUUGUCUCCUAAGCAAUUAAAACCUCUGCCCACAGGCAGCGCUUGGAAUGGUUCUCUACUAAUUAUUUAUACUAAAUGCUUUAUAAACAUGGAAACUUACACAAAGAAACUUGCUUUU
Molecule: messenger RNA, 4693 nt
Organism: Xenopus tropicalis (tropical clawed frog)
Lineage: Eukaryota; Metazoa; Chordata; Amphibia; Anura; Pipidae
Gene: dmtf1
Product: cyclin D binding myb like transcription factor 1
Exons: 17
Coding region: 200-2464 (754 amino acids)
Biological process (GO): regulation of DNA-templated transcription; DNA-templated transcription
Cellular component (GO): nucleus
Molecular function (GO): DNA binding
Source: RefSeq, a predicted model, not a curated record